This is a messenger RNA of Anneissia japonica, 1776 nucleotides long. RefSeq lists its product as uncharacterized. The coding region runs from base 1 to 1776 and encodes 591 amino acids. The record is from RefSeq and is a predicted model, not a curated record. The transcript has 2 exons. Lineage: Eukaryota; Metazoa; Echinodermata; Crinoidea; Comatulida; Comatulidae.
AUGACCAGCCAGGCGAAUUUACUUAUGCCAGAGGUUUAUGAGAAGGAUGAGAAUGAUGCCAAAUUAUGUCAAAAUGAAGGAAAACUUAUGCUGAACAAAAUUCGCUCCGCUUUGUGUGAGCCCACACGUUUUAUAGAGGAAGAGUGGUCUUCGAUUCGUAAUGCUAAUGCACGAGCGUUCCACUAUAAAGAACAGAAGGAAGGUCAAUUCCCACCAUUUAAUUUCUUUUCUAAGUUUGUCACAGACUUUGGAAAAGAACGAAACGACAAAAGUCUUAUGCUGUCUACCCACGAGGUAGAAUCGAAAACACAUGUUAACCCAAGAAGGCUGAGUGGUCCUGCCAGAUCUCCAUAUCGCACUAACGUUCUGACAAAAUUGACUGGUGUUGCCAAGGCUCAUGACAAUCCGGCAUCAGAUGGUAUAGACAUAGAUACCAAAUGUCCUAUACACAGGACUCCUCAUCCACUGACUGAUUGCAGAGCGUUCCUUAAGAUGCCGAUGGAGGAAAAACGUUCACUGUUGAGGGAUGCAAAGAUUUGUUAUCGGUGUGUGGCAUCCACAGCCCAUAUUGCAAGAAACUGUAAAGCUACGGUUUCGUGUUCAAUCUGUGGUAGUAAUCGGCACAAAUAUUUCCUCCACGUUGGCACACAUGCCGACGAAGCGCAUGGCGGGGAGCGAAGACCGGUAUUAUCGAAAUGCACCCAGGUUUGCCGCAACAAUCCAUAUGGAAGAUCUUGCUCCAAAAUAUGUUUGGCACGAGUAUAUAUCGACGGCAAUCCUGCAAACGUGAUUACCACUUAUGCCGUCCUAGAUGAUCAAAGUAACAAGUCCCUGGCCAAAUCCAAGCUGUUCGACCUGUUGAAGGUUAAAAGUGAAUCGAUGUCAUACACGCUUAAGACAUGUUCCGGGGUGGUGAACACAGCCGGUCGUUGUAUUACAAGACUUAUUAUAGAAUCCGUCGACGGUCAAGUAUCCAUACCUGCUCCACCCUUAAUUGAAUGUAGUGCGAUUCCCGAUUGUAAGGAGGAGAUACCUACUCCAGAAGUAGCAGAACAUCAUCCGCAUCUGAAGUCAAUUGCGAAGGAAAUUCCGAAAAUUGACCCAGACGCAGAUAUACUAAUACUCCUGGGGCGAGAUGCACCACAAGUCCAUAAAGUCCGUGAAGUUCGCAACGGACAUAACAAUUCACCAUGGGGACAUCGACUAGACUUAGGCUGGGUGGUGAUCGGAGAAGUUUGCAUAGGAAAAGCGAACCAUAGUAACACUGUCAAUAUAUUCCGUACCCAUGUCCUGCCGAACGGACGUCCUUCCUGUUUCGAGUCAUGUACAAACCAUUUCGACAUUUCACACCCAGCCCACCCACCAGAUCCAGAAACGCACUAUGCUGGUAGACGAUGGCCUAACCCGGGGGAGGACGUUUUUCGUGUGUCCAAGUUUGAUAACAAAGUCGGUAGCUCCAUAGAAGAUAGACAGUACUUAAAGAUCAUAGCAUCCGAGUUCUCAAAAAGUGAGACUGGGAAUUGGGUCGCUCCACUCCCAUUCCGCAUGUCCAGGACACCGUUACCUAACAACCGUCACGAUGCGAUGAAACGAUUUCAUUCCCUACUUAAGUCUUUCUCAAGAAAGUCAAAGAUGAAAGACCAGUAUCUACAGUUCAUGACAACCAUGAUUGCUAAGGGUCACGCGGAACAAGUAGUUUCCGACGGUGAUGGAGAGCGAUGGUAUUUCCUCACUACCUUAGAUUCCUAUGGUUCGAGAAUGACAAUCCGGAUGUAG